CCCUAACUUGUCGCCGGGAGUGCGAUUAACACUAAGACUCCCAGAAAGAUAACAGGAGAGAGAGAGAGAGAGAGAGAGAGAGAGAGAGAGGUGUCUCUGUGGUUGACAAACUCUCUUGCACUUAGAGUGACAGAUAAGUAGUUUUCUUUUUUUCUUUUUUUUUUUAAUUUCUUUGCCUGAAACUUUAAAUCUUUAAGAAAGCUAAAGGGCAUGAUAAUCGUAGGAAAUGAUACUGGGUUUUUGGAAAUGAAGUGAGAGAGAAGAGGGAAGAGAGAGAGAGAGAGAAAGAGAGAGAGAGAGAUGGUGGGCUCAGGUAGGGGAGGAGGAGGAGGAGGAGAUAGAAGCAAAGAUGCUGUAGGAAUGAUGGCACUUCACGAAGCACUUCAAAGCGUCUGUCUCAAUUCAGACUGGACUUACUCUGUAUUCUGGACCAUCCGUCCUCGCCCGAGGGUUCGUGGUGGUAAUGGCUGCAAGGUCGGCGACGACAAUGGCUGCUUGAUGCUGAUGUGGGAAGAUGGGUUUUGCCGUGGAAGAACUGGGGAUUGCCUUGAAGACAUUGAAGGCGAAGAUCCUGUCCGAAGAGCUUUCAGCAAAAUGUCCAUUCAGUUAUAUAAUUACGGAGAAGGAUUGAUGGGUAAAGUUGCAUCUGAUAAAUGCCACAAAUGGGUGUUCAAAGAGCCGUCUGAAUGCGAACCCAACGUCUCCAACUACUGGCAGAGUUCUUUCGACGCCCUUCCCCCAGAAUGGACCGACCAAUUCGAAUCGGGCAUUCAGACCAUUGCUGUCAUACAAGCCGGGCAUGGCCUUUUGCAGCUGGGUUCGUGCAAGAUCAUACAGGAAGACCUCCAUUUCGUGCUGAGGAUGAGGCACACGUUCGAGUCGUUAGGCUACCAAUCAGGUUUUUACCUCUCGCAGCUCUUCUCUUCUAACCGGACAUCGCCCUCUCCGUCCUCUGUCCCGGCCAAGCCGUUCUCUCUACCGAACCAGCAGCCUCCUCCCCCUGUCUUCAACUGGGCCGGUCGGACCGCCGGUUCGUUGCUUCCUUCGCCCUCUUUCCACGACCCGUCAGCCACGGUCGGAGGGUUCAUGCAGGAGGGCACUGCCCAAAUCCUUCCGACCUCGCACGACAACAGCAUGAUGGAGGAGAACGAGAACGAUAUCAAAUGGCCGAACGGUCUAUCUUUGUUCGACGCUCUAACGAGUCACGUGGACGAGUCGACUCGGCUCUUGUUUAACCACCCGGCGAGUCUCGAAGGGAAAGAGCUUACACUUAACCCGAACCGGAACGAGUUCUCGAGCCUUGACAGUGACAGUCACCAUCCGAAGAUGGAGACAAAGUUCAGAAGAAGCUAUACGAUGCCUCCGAGAAUGGACACGUCUUCCCCGUCGGCCUCGUUCGAUCAACACCAGCCUCUUGAGUUCAGGAACCCCGACGCCGGGAUGUUCUCCGAUGUCAUGGAAACCUUGAGGUAAUAUCAAGAAUUUUAGAAGGUUCUUUUGGGAAGAAUUUGAAACAGCGAAAACGAGAAAGAAGAAGAAGAGUAUGGUCUUCUGUUUAGUUUUUAGAUCUUGUCUUGUUGUACUCCAUCCACUACAUAAAGGUGCCAUGUUCUUUGUUAGUCGUUUUACUUCUUGUUCUGAUCAUUUUGUGCUUUUUAGUCACUUCAUGUUCCAUUUCUAUGGACUUAUA
Molecule: messenger RNA, 1690 nt
Organism: Tarenaya hassleriana
Lineage: Eukaryota; Viridiplantae; Streptophyta; Magnoliopsida; Brassicales; Cleomaceae
Exons: 8
Coding region: 301-1473 (390 amino acids)
Source: RefSeq, a predicted model, not a curated record